Molecule: messenger RNA, 1914 nt
Organism: Trichobilharzia regenti
Lineage: Eukaryota; Metazoa; Platyhelminthes; Trematoda; Strigeidida; Schistosomatidae
Source: the annotation of a GenBank genome assembly
AUGGCUGAUAGUAAAGGUCGUCUACCAUUACAUAUAGCAGCUUUAUUUGGACAUAAUAAGCUGUUAGAGUUAUUCAUACAAAAUGGUUGUUUGUUUAGAAGAUGUCAUGAAGGAAACACUGCCCUACAUUAUGCUGCAAUGCAAAAGAAUGUAGAAACUUGUCGAAUUCUAUUAGAAAUUAAUCCUACAUUAUUAAAUCAAACCAACUACAAUGGGACAACUGCAUUGCAUUUAGCUGCUAUUAGAAAUAAUAGUCAUAUAGUUGAAUACUUAUUGUCCAUUGGAGCAGAAAUUAAACCAGACCACAGUGGAUUAUAUUUCUCAAAUUAUGCAAUUAGAAAACAUAAUGAAGCAGUCGUUAAAGAGAUAGUCUUACACAAAAGAUGGCCGGAUAUUAUGGAAUUACUGUCUAAUUCAGUAUACUGUCCAUUCAAAGAAAUGAUUGAAUACCUGCCUGAUAUCUGUUUGAUGGUUUUAGAUCGUUAUAUAACUGAACAAGGAAAAGUGAAUAAUUGUGACCAUGUGACGGUGUUUGAUUUCUCCUUAUUACAACCUGCUUUAAAAUGUCAUGAAAAACAACCAUCUGAACCUUUUCAAUACUUAAAGAUGAUGGUACACUAUAAACGAAAGAAACUGCUUGUUCAUCCUUUUUGCGUGAUGUUUCUCAAGAUGAAAUGGAAAAUGUAUGGAAGAUGGAUUUAUUUAAUAUUCACUCUAUAUUAUAUCACACUGAGUUUAACAGUCACACUACUUACUUUAAGACAAGUUCCAUCAAAUAUAAAUUAUGCUGAUAUUGAUAAUAGCAAUAAUAAUAAUAAUGAUAACCAAACAGCCUAUUGUGUUCAAAAGGUGAAUGAAUCAGGAAAUGAUCGAGGAAUCUUUAUAUUACUUCUGUUCAUUAGUUUAUUCAGUGUGCUUAUAAAAUGCUUGAAAAUUGCUACAAAAAAACUGUAUUAUUUCGAAGGUUUCACAAAUUACUUCACUAUCACAUUUCAUAUAUUGCUUAUCAUAAAUUUAGUGAUUAACUUAAUUAGUCAAACAAUAUCAUACGGUAUUGUAUUGUCUAUAAUUGUUAUGUUUAUGGCAUGGAUAAACUUGUUGCUGCAAAUGCUCAGGUCCCAAGAUUUGGGAAUAUUUGUCAUUAUGUUUAUACAUGUAACAACUACAGUAGCCAAAGUGUUCCCCUUAUUUUUAUGCCUUCUUACUGGAUUUGCAACAGUAUUCUGGCAACUACUUCAGUCACCUGAGGAUAAGGAGUUUGAUAUUCUGUCUGAGACAAGUAAAAACCAACUAAGGAAAUGUUUUACUGGAUAUGAAAUUCUGUUCUAUCAGUCAGUAAAUAAAGAAACAAUAGAUAAUGGUAGACAUAUGAAUGUAUUCAGUAGUAUUGGUUUAUCAUUUUUCAAUACAUUAAUGAUGAUGAUGGGUGAAUAUAAGCACACAACAGUUAUUAUUCAACCAUACUUAGACAACACCCUACCUAUAAUCUCUUUUCCAAAAUUAACAUUCAUCUUCUAUAUAGGAUUUGUUAUUUUAAUACCAAUAACCCUGAUAAAUUUAACGAUAGGAUUAGCAGUUGGCGAUAUUGAUAAAAUUCGUCAGAGUGCAACACAAGAAUUAAUUUCUCAACAAGUUUACUGGUUGGAUAGUUUAGAGGCGAAAUUUCCUCGUUGGUUUUAUGAAAAAAUGUGUGUUCAACAAUGGUUGUUGAAACCAGCUAUGACGGAUUUACCAAAACAUGAACGUUCGAAAUAUGAUUUUAAUGAAGUGAUCAUAUUUUUAAAUAACAAAUUGAAUAAAAUCAACAAUAAGUUAAAAUGGAAUAAUUAUCGAUUAAAAUUACUAAUGACAAAACUUGGAGUACAAACUUUAGAAACCUUAUUGGAUACUGGAUGUUACAAUGAAGUUGGCUGA